Messenger RNA from Zea mays, 621 nucleotides. Its product is annotated as heavy metal-associated isoprenylated plant protein 39. Lineage: Eukaryota; Viridiplantae; Streptophyta; Magnoliopsida; Poales; Poaceae. Bases 84 to 482 code for a protein of 132 amino acids. Gene Ontology annotation, molecular function: metal ion binding. The transcript has 3 exons. The record is from RefSeq and is a predicted model, not a curated record.
AAGAACACACGUCUCCGUAGUCUUUAUAACCUUCUUCUUCUUCCCAUUGGCGUACGCGGUGGAUCGAUUGCUCCUCUACCGCCAUGCCGGACUCCAAGAAGAUUGUGCUGAAGGUGGACGUCGUCGGCGACGGGUGCAAGGCCAGAGCCAUGAGCAUCAUCGCCAAGUUCAAGGGCGUGAAGUCGAUGGCGGUGGACGGGGAGGGGACGCUGACGGUGGUGGGGGAGGUGGACGUGGUGCGCGUGGCCAAGGCGCUGCGCAAGGCCAAGUUCGAGCCGCGCGUGCUCAGCGUCGGCCCGGAGAAGCAGCCCGAGGCCGCCAAGAAGCCCGCCGCCGGCGAGGAGGCCAAGAAGCCGCUGCCGUGCUGCACCGGCUGCAGCGCAUGCCGUCCACCAGCUCCGGUCCCGGCGCAUCCUUUCCCCGGUGCCGCCGUGGUGUGCUACGAGGAGCAGGCCGCGGGCAACGGAUGCGUCAUCCUCUGAGGAUCGAGUGCUUCUUGGUUUGUUAGUUCUGGUACACGCGCCUUCAACGACCAAAUGACAUUAUAUGACAUGAAUAUAUACGACAUCGACGUUGAUAGUCUCUACUUCUCUACUAUACUUAAAACAUCAGUUUCAACGA